CCACGGUGGGAAGCAUCAUUCGCUUGUGAUCGUUCGUACCAUCCCAAUCGUGUGAGAGCAGUGUUUCAGAAACUGAGUUUUGCUAUUUUAGUUUUGAAUUUGGUGCAGUGUGUUUCUUGCCAACUUCGAUCGUGCUCACAACUCAACACAGAUAGAAGGUUGAGGAUUGAACUCAAUUAUGAAGACGUUCAUUGUGUUGAGUCUGACGGUGGUGACACUGGUGGCCGGUGCCAGCCUCGAAAAAGCCAACCCCACCAAGGAAGCCCAGGAUCGCAAGCUGGACGAAAAGAACCAUGCCAAGCGUGGUCUGAUUGACUACGGCUACGGUUACGCCAAAGAACCCGAGCUGCAGGGAGGCUUCAAACCAUCGUUCGGGUACGACAUCACCGUCGGUCAGCAUCAUGUACCACAGUUCAAGACGUACGCUGUCCCCGAGUAUCGUCACAACCAGUACGCUCCCCUGUACAAAGAACCGACCGUGUACAACUGGAAGGAGGAAAAGCACACCAUCAUCACGAAGAAGGUCCCGGUGCCGUACCCGGUGAACGUGGAGAAGCAGGUGGUGAUUGAGAAGAAGGUCCCGGUGCACGUGCCGGUGAAGGUGCACGUCCCGUACCGCGUCGAGGUGGAGAAGAAGGUCCCAGUGUACGUAGAGAAGAAGGUGCACGUCGAUCGUCCGGUGCCGUACCCGGUGAAGGUGAAGGUGCCAGUGUACCACAAGGUGGAGGUUGAGGUCCCGAAGCCAUACCCAGUGCACAUUCCCAAGCCGUACCCGGUGUACAUCGAGAAGGAGGUUCAUGUUCCGGUCGUCCACCGGGUGGAGGUGGAGAAGCCCUAUCCGGUGUACGUGGAGAAGCCGGUGCUGGUGGAGCAGGUUGAGUCGCAUGAGUCGCACAGCCACGAGCACAGCCACGAGCAUGAGCACAGCCAUGAGCAGGUGAGCCACGAGCUGCACAGCCACGAGCAGGUGAGCCAUGAGCUGCAGGGACACGAGCUGCAGAGUCACGAGCAUAGUAGCCACGAGCAGGAGCAUGUCGUCCAUCAUGACAUCCGCCCCGUUGGUGUCAAGUCGACCAACUUCAUCUCGGAGCCUAUUCACGUGGAAGACCAUCACGAGCACCAGUAUGGUGAGGAGUCGCAGAAGAUCGAGCGCAAGGUGGAAAGCGAUCAGAAGGCGGCGGCCACCACCACCACCGGAGCUGCUGCUGCUUCUGCCAGCGAACAGAAGAAGGAUGCGGAAAAGCCUGCCGAUAAGGAGUCGUCGCAGUGAUCUUCCUGCGUACAGCUUGUAGUUUAAUUAGUGGUAGUAAACGAUCAUCUUCUAUAGCUCAUUGUUCAUUCUAGACGCCAAUUCUUCCCAAUUGCUCGAUCUUGCUUGCACAGGGAGGGGAACAUAGUACAACAUGCUGUCAUGUUAGUGCCUCAAAUCAGUUGGAGAGCAUAGUUUGUAUUGUAGCUAAGCGUAUUAACCACCAGUCUCUCUAGUCUCGAACGCGGUGUCACUUCUCGUAGAACCAACAACUGCGAGAUGUUUGUCUGUGUCCCUACCAAAACUGUAGCAGCUUACGAAUUAAAACCGAUUGACCCAGCCCUGUCUGCAAGCUCAUCAAACAGCUCAUAGUAAAUAAACAAACGAAAUGUAUGAAAAUUGAAAACAA
Messenger RNA from Anopheles gambiae (African malaria mosquito), 1658 nucleotides. RefSeq lists its product as uncharacterized. The transcript has 2 exons. The record is from RefSeq and is a predicted model, not a curated record. NCBI's taxonomy places the organism in Eukaryota, Metazoa, Arthropoda, Insecta, Diptera, Culicidae. The coding region runs from base 179 to 1270 and encodes 363 amino acids.